Molecule: messenger RNA, 1149 nt
Organism: Castor canadensis (American beaver)
Lineage: Eukaryota; Metazoa; Chordata; Mammalia; Rodentia; Castoridae
Source: RefSeq, a predicted model, not a curated record
GAUCCCGGGCGAGCCCAGGGCGCUGGCUGCUCCCGCCACCCGCAGCCGGCCGGGCUGGGCCUUGCGCACCCGCGCGCACGAGCUCUUCUCUCCUCUCUCCCAGCCCCUGCCGGUCGCCGCCAUCCGAGUUGCCCCAGAGACCGAGACUCCGCCGUCCCGAAGGACCAAUGAGAGCCUCGCUGCCGCCGCGGGCGCCCGUGGUGCUGUGGCUCCUGAUCCUCGGCUCAGGCCAUCGUGCUGCUGGACUGGACCUCAAUGACACCUCCUCUGGGAAAGGGGAGCUAUUUUCUGGGGACCACAGAACUAGUGGACUUGAGACUUCCUCAAGAAGUGAGAUGUCCUCAGGAAGGGACAUUUCUCCUGUAAGUGAAAUGCCUUCCAGUAGUGAACUGUCCUCAGGAACUGACUAUGACUAUUCAGACGAGUAUGAUAAUGAGCCACGGAUAGCUGGCUAUAUUGUGGAUGAAUCAGUCAGAGUUGAGCAGGUAGUUAAACCCAAGAAAAACAAGACAGAAAGUGAAAGGACUUCAGAUAAACCCAAAAGAAAGAAAAAGGGAGGCAAAAAUGGAAAAAAUAGAAGAAACAAAAAGAAGAAAAAUCCAUGUGAUGCAGAAUUUCAAAAUUUCUGCAUUCAUGGAGAAUGCAAAUAUAUAGAGAACCUGGAGGCAGUAACAUGCACAUGCCAUCAGGAUUACUUUGGUGAACGGUGUGGAGAAAAGUCCAUGAAGACUCAGAGCAUGGUCGACAUUGAUUUAUCAAAGAUUGCAUUAGCAGCCAUAGCUGCCUUUGUCUUUGCUGUGAGCUUCACAGCCAUCGCCAUUGUUAUUACAGUCCACCUUCGAAAACGAUGCUUCAGGGAGUAUGAAGGAGAAGCAGAGGAACGAAAGAAACUUCGACAGGAACAUGCAAAUACACAUGCUACUGCAUAACUGAAGGUAAUACAGGAUAUCAGGUCGAGGUCACUGCCAAGUCACAACUAUAAAUCAUGUGUUGGUCUUCCUUUCAUUGAAGAAAAUGGAACCUGUCUCUUCUGAGGGUUUUAAACUUUUAAUUGUCACUUUUUAUGCUAAGUCUUAUUUCUGUACAUAAAGAGAUGCAUGGAGAUAAAAAGUAUUUUUUCAAGUUGUAAAUAAUUUAUUUAAUAUUUAA